Molecule: messenger RNA, 7779 nt
Organism: Blepharisma stoltei
Lineage: Eukaryota; Ciliophora; Heterotrichea; Heterotrichida; Blepharismidae
Source: the annotation of a GenBank genome assembly
AUGGCCGAAUCUCCUCUAUCAGCCGAGAGUGGCGAAAUUCCUGACGAUUCCAGCUCAGUUGUAUACGAUGACGAAGAAGAACCCAGCCAAGAUUACCGUCCUGGCGGAUAUCAUCCAAUAAUGCUUGGAGAUAUUUUUUUGAACCGGUAUGAAGUCGUCCAAAAAGUCGGCUGGGGGCAUUUUUCCACAGUGUGGCUCUGCAAAGACCUAAAAUAUAACACAUAUGUAGCUUUAAAAGUCCAGAAAAGCGCGUCUCACUAUACUGAAGCUGCUUAUGAUGAAAUCGAUAUUUUGCUGAAAAUAAGUACAAGCUAUAAUGACCCAGUAUGGCUAAAAUCCUUAAGGCAUUAUUAUGAUGGGACAAAUGAGUAUCAAAACGCACUCUCUGAAGAAGGAGUGCGAGACCACUGCUUUGUAGUCCAGCUGCUUAACAGCUUUAUGCAUGCAGGACCGAAUGGGAAGCAUAUUUGUAUGGUUUUCGAGAUUCUAGGCGUGAAUUUAUUAGAAAUCAUUAAGGUGUACAACUAUAGAUUAGAUUAGAUUGCAAGGGGGUAUUUAUAGACCCCACUUCUUGAAGCGCUGUGCAUUCUGCAGGUGAAUGCUUGCAGGGUGGGCUCAAGGCAUCUUGAGUCCAGGCCGAAACCUCCAGUUUCUCGGUAGAGGUAUUUUCCCUUUUGAUCUGGUCAAGCCAGAUUUUAUUUCCAACUCAAGUACCAAAAUUGCCCAACUCUGCGUUGCUUAGGCCAGAUCUGCCCAUUGAGCGAAGUUUUUAGACUGGAGAGACUAGCCUGAAAUCUUCGUUUAGCCUGUUUUUUUUUAUCGGAUCGCAUCCAAGGAAAAAACUCAAUGUACUUGCGCAGAUUCGGGAAUGCCACAAAAGCAGUUUAGCAAAAUAAGUUACCUUGCCUCUAUUGGGCACCCGCUCUAGGCCUGGCGCUGGUGGCAAAAAACUGCCGCUCGAUUCAGGUCACUAAUUAGCAGAAAUAGUGUAGGGCCUCUCACUUCGAGGCUAACCCAGCCUUGGGCAGCUCUUUGCACCAAAAAACCAGUCGGAUAUACAUCAGGACACCUGCAACUGGGUAAGACUGUCGCUCGCAGCCGGCCAUUUUAUGUAUUAGAAUUACAGCUAUAAAUUAAAUGAUUAAUAUGGUCAGAAGAGCCUUUACCUCGUCUCAGCUUCAAAAGAGCAGCCUCCAUAGACUCGGAGUUCAAAUGAGAAAAUGGAAGACCGCAAUCUUGAAUUUCCGACCUGAACCAUCUGCUCAGGGAAUUAGCUCCCUUGGGCAGAGCUUUCAUCUGAAGAGUACUCCUCUGGUCCCAACAAGGAAUGUAUGUGGUAGGCAAACCUGUCUAGCCCAUCUGACAGGGACAGGAAAACCUUCAAGAAAUGAAAAUUCCCUCUUCGGCAAGAUAUCCCUAAACCUGAAGGCCUACUUCAAAUAAGGACAGAAGCCUUCAACUUCAUCAGGACAGGUCCUGGGGUGGUCCGGAAUUUAGUACGCUGUACUAAAUUCCGUACUUUUUUUUUACCGUCAAAAUGACUGAGAAAAAAAAUGUACUUUUUUUUUACGGAAAAAAAUACAUCAUAAAAUUUUUGUACUUUUUCUAGGAUGGGGUAAAAUAGUACAUAGGUUUUAGAAAACCAUCAAAACGGGGGUAAAAAAGUACACAUGGCAAAAAACUCGUUCAUAGAGGCAGGUACAAAUAAGCUAAGAAAAUAGAAUAAUUAAAUUAAAUAAAAGUGUAUAAUGUUGUAUAUUUUCUUAAAUAUGAUAAUAAAUAUGAAUAGAUUAAAAGAACUGUGCAGUGUCUUAGACAAUAUCUAUUUUUUUUAAUGUAUUUUUUUUUUAAAAAACAUAUUACUCCCCCCCCCCUCCGUGAGCGAACAAAAAAUUUUUGUUCGCUCACGGAGGGGGGUUAAUUUUUAUUUUUUAAAAAAAAUUUAUAUAUAAAUUUUUAAUUGUAAAAUAAUAUUUUUUUAUAAGUUGAAAUUAUUUUAAAAAUAUUAUGGGGGGAGAGUAAGGGAAUUUCCCAAAAAAAAAAAAGAAUACCAUUUGAUUAAAGGUAAAACACAGCUUAAUUUUUCAAUAAUUUAAUAAUCAAUAAACCUAUUAGUAAUAAAUAUAUGCAUUCAGUUAAAAUAUUUUAUAUAUUUUCUUAUUUAAUAUAAUAAGCAAAUUCUCUAUAAAUCAUAAUAAAAAUGUACAAAGGGAAAAGAAAGUAAUUGAAAUUUGGCAGAAAGUUGAAAUUGCUGAAUUUUACAUUCAACACCAAAAUGAGAUGAGCAUGAGAGAUGUUGCUGCAAAGUUUCAUGUCAACUCCUUUAGCUCGAUUUCCGAAUGGGUGAAUAAGCUUGAUGAGUUGAAGAAAUCAGUAAAAUCUGAUAAAAAAUUAAAAUUAGAAAGCUUCACUCAAUUUCCAGAGCUAGAGAAAGAACUAGUUCAUUGGUUUACUGCAAUCCGUGAGCAAGGUAUUCAGGUUCUCAGAUCAACGAUUGAGGAGAAAGCAAAAAGUUUGGCGGCAGAAAUGGGAUUGGCGCGAUUCGGCUGUGGAGAUAAAUGGUGGCAAGGAUUUAGGACCAGAAAUAAUUUAUCUUUCAGAAAAAUCAAUGCCUCAAGCAUUAAGCCAAUCGAAAAAGAGGCAGAACUUGUCAGGCAAUACCUAGAUGAUUUAGCGUCAUUGCUUCCUCAAUUCGUUCCAUCUAACAUUUACAAUUUCGAUGAAACGAGAUUUGAUUGAGAUGUAAAAAGCAAGUUCACUUAUGAUUUCAAGGGAACUCAACGAAUUCUAGGCGUUCAAUCAGCUAAAAUGAACCAUUUUAUCACUGUUAUGCUUAUGAUUAGAGCUGAUGGAGAAAAAAUGCCUGCUUUGCUCAUUUUUCAAGAGAAAAAUGGCCAGAUCCCGAACCUUGUAAGAGAAAGACUGAAUAUUCCAGAAAAUGUCAUCAUAAAAUCAAAUAAAUCUGGCUACAUUUCUGACCAGAUUCUUAAUGACUACCUCAGAACAAUAUUGAGACGAGAAAACCAACUGCUGAUUUAUGAUCAGGCUGGAAGUCAUAAAACUAUCAUGAUUUCUAAUGCAAUUUCAGAUUUAGAUGCAACCAAAAUUGUGAUCCCUGGAGGGUGCACAAAGUAUUUGCAACCACUUGACGCACUGGUAAUUGCAAAUUUCAAAUCAAAAACAACAGAUUUCAGAAUCAAAUUCCAAACAGAGCAGAUUGAAAGAAGAUCGAAAAGAACUGGAAACCUCAAAGCUCUUGAUCGCCAGCAACUGAUAAACAUUGCUUCAAAGGCGUGAGAUGCUGUAAGCCCUCAACUUGUCAGAAAAUCAUUUGAGUUGACGGGUUCUUAUGGCGUUAAUCAUCCAAAGAUUUUCAGCCAUCAAGUUAAUAUGAAGAAGUUAAUUAUCUAAUCGAUUUCUUCUAUUCAUUUUUUUGUCUUAAAUUUAAAAUUGUUAAAUUCAACCUUUUCACUUAUGGUAUUCUUUUUUUUUAACCCUUUGAAUAAUAUAUCAAACAAACUUAAUAAUUAUUUUUCAAUAUUAUCCUCUUUAUUUGUAUUAAAUAUAGAUAUAAUAAACUAUAUAUAAAAUUAUAUGUAAAAAAAUUUUUUGUUCGCUCACGGAGGGUGGGUUUUUGACCAAAAAAUAGGGAUUUUUCUAAUGGUUUUGUUCGCUCACGGAGGGGGGGGGGGGAGUUAGUAAAAAAGUUCACUAUAAUUUUUGUAUAUAUUGUAUCGAUAACGAUCUAUUAUUCAAAAUCAUUCAUAAUAAUACUAAAGUAUUAUAAUCGCGAAUUAAUAUCUAAUAGCAUGAUUAAAUGUUUAAAGGUAUGCACGGAAUGCAUAGCUACAGUUUAUUUUAAAAAACUUAAAAACUUACGUAAAAAAAGUACAAAAUUUUUUUUGUCAGUAAAAAAGUACAUGUACUUUUUUCUGUACUAAAAAUUUCAGUAAAAAAGUACAUGCUUAAAAAAAUCAAUUAAAAAAAAAGUACCUAUUAAAAAUUAAUAAAUUAUGGAAAAAUAAUUUAAAUAAUAUUUAAAUAAAAAAUAUGAGAACGCAUUUUCUAUGUUCUACUGUAUAUGAUUUAACAUCGCAAUUAGCCAAUACUACUGAAAAAUACUACUGAAGAAUACUACUAUAAAAACACUUCCUUAAUUUUUUAAAUCUAUAAUAAAAUAAAUAUAUGCAGAGUGAAAAAUUAGAACAAAUUGAAGCAGAAGAUUCAUCAAGUAGUUCAUUAGGAGCAGCUUACUUACGUGAUAAAGUUGAAGCUUCUGAAGAUGAAAUUUCUUCUGAGAAUUGAAGUGAAAUAUACGAAUUCAAUAGAAAAGAUAAUACGCCUCCAAUUGGAUCAAUAUCCAAAUCUCAUUGAUCAAAUCAAAUUACACCAUUGAAUUUAUUUAGGGCCAUUUUUUUCAAAGAAGAAUUUAUUAUUGAAAUAAUCAAGAAGUGAAUGUUUAUGCAGAAGCUCUUUCAAAAAGUAAAAAAGUAUAUGGUGUCAGUAACUGCUCAAGAACUUGAAAAAUGGAUUGGGAUAUAGUUAUGAUGGAUCUAAUAAAAGCUCCAAACCAUAAGGAUUAUUGAUCUAUAGUCCCUCUUUGCAAAAUUUGGUAAUAUCUGAGUCAUAAAAUAUAGGAGAUUCCAAGACAUAAGUCGUAUGCUAAAUAUAUUUUACAAUUUAGAAAUAUUCAGCGCCAACUAUUCUAUUGACAAUUAUUAUGGAAAUAGAGUUUCGCAUAAACUAAUUAAAAAUCUCCCAGAAAAUCCACAGAGAUAUUAUUAUUUUUUGACGCUGGUAUUCAAGUAUUGAACUCUUCACUUCUAUCUUCAGCCUUAGUUUUGCUGCAACUGACUCAAUUAAUAAAAGCAGAAAAGUCCUUCCUAUAGCUCAUAUUAGCAAAAAAUAAAAAAUGCAGGCUUGUUUAAGAAUCUCCAGAGGAAUGAAUUCAAAGUUUGCAUGUAGUUUAUUACUGGGAAACUUCUGAAUCUGUAAGCAAACGAAGGAGGAGACUGAAUACUGCUGCUGCAAACGCAAGAAGCCACUUAAUCAAUAAAAAAUUACUUGUUUAAAAAUUUUUACCAAGCAAGGGUUUAAGCGUAGUCCAAAUGAAUCAAAUGAAUCAAAUGAAGCUGGAAUAAAGCUAAUAAAACGUAAUAGAUAAAUAAUAUUUAUGAACUCAUAUACAGUAGAACAUAGAAAAUGCGUUCUCAUAUUUUUUAUUUAAAUAUUAUUUAAAUUAUUUUUCCAUAAUUUAUUAAUUUUUAAUAGGUACUUUUUUUUUAAUUGAUUUUUUUUAAGCAUGUACUUUUUUACUGAAAUUUUUAGUACAGAAAAAAGUACAUGUACUUUUUUACGUAAGUUUUUAAGUUUUUUAAAAUAAACUGUAGCUAUGCAUUCCGUGCAUACCUUUAAACAUUUAAUCAUGCUAUUAGAUAUUAAUUCGCGAUUAUAAUACUUUAGUAUUAUUAUGAAUGAUUUUGAAUAAUAGAUCGUUAUCGAUACAAUAUAUACAAAAAUUAUAGUGAACUUUUUUACUAAUAUUUUUUUAAAAAAAAAAAUACAAUUAAAAAAAAUAGAUAUUGUCUAAGACACUGCACAGUUCUUUUAAUCUAUUCAUAUUUAUUAUCAUAUUUAAGAAAAUAUACAACAUUAUACACUUUUAUUUAAUUUUAAUUAUUCUAUUUUCUUAGCUUAUUUGUACCUGCCUCUAUGAACGAGUUUUUUGCCAUGUGUACUUUUUUACCCCCGUUUUGAUGGUUUUCUAAAACCUAUGUACUAUUUUACCCCAUCCUAGAAAAAGUACAAAAAUUUUAUGAUGUAUUUUUUUUUCCGUAAAAAAAAGUACAUUUUUUUUCUCAGUCAUUUUGACGGUAAAAAAAAGUACGGAUUUAGUACAGCGUACUAAAUUUCCGGGUCACCCUAGGGACUGCACCUCGGAUUCUCAUUUCCAUCACCUUCACCAUUUUAUUUCUUGUGCAACUAUAAAGGAAUUCCUAUACCAAUAUGCAGAGCUAUUAGCAAACAAGUGCUGAUUGCUUUGGAUUAUUUGCAUAGAAUUUGUGGGAUCAUUCAUACUGAUCUCAAGCCUGAAAAUGUACUUCUGCAACUUACUAAAGCACAAAUUAAUGAAAUAAUUAAAUUUGGGAUUUUGAAAAAUAAAAUUGACUGCCCAGCGAUGCCUGCUGCACGACCUAUAGAAACUCCACAGGCAGAAAUGGUGAAGGAGCUAGGAAAUAUUGUGAAGGAAAAAGAAGUAGAUGAAAAAGCAUUGAAGAUAAAAGAAAAAAGGAAAAAAUAUAGACAAAGAAAAAAAGAAAAGGAAAAACAGUUAAAAGAGCAGCAGCAGCAAGAGAAAGCUAAUGAGGAUGCAACAACUGUGGUGAAAAAGAAAAGAAAAAGAAAUAAGAAGAAAAAAGGACAGAAAAAUGAAAAGGAAGUAAAUGAAGAUAAUAAAGUAGAGGCAAAUAUUGACAAAGAAAUUCCAAAAUUUGACGAGUUUGAAAACAUCGAUAAAGUGGAAAUUAAAAAAUCAGAAUUGGACAUUGAAGUUAAAGAGCCUCAAGAUAGCUCUGAAAAAAAUGAUAUUGAAGGUUCCCAAGAAGCUGGAAAAGAAAUAAAAAGUGAUCUGCUUCAUAUAGAGGAACGCAAAAACAGCAUCAAUGAUAGCAGAGAUGAAAGUGAUCUCAGCCUAUUGCAGCUUCCAGAAGACAGCUCAAUAGAUUCAAAAUCAGCCCCAGUAGUAAACGAAAAUAUCAAAGUAAAAAUCGCUGACCUCGGAAACGCCUGCUGGAUCCACAAGCAUUUUUCAACAGAAAUCCAAACAAGGCAAUACCGAGGUCCUGAAGUAAUUUUAGGGAUUUCUUAUAAUUACACUGCUGAUGUCUGAAGCUUUGCAUGCAUGCUAUUUGAACUCAUCACAGGAGAUUUUCUAUUUGACCCUCGCACAGGGCCAGAUUUCGACAAAGAAGACGACCAUUUAGCCCAAAUGGUAGAAACCUUACUUUACCCAAAUUAUUUCACCUAAGCUCGAUCAAAAUAAAUAUUAAACAUAAUUUUUUUUCUUUAGAGACAGCUUAAUAGAGUAUUAUUAGGAUUAAAAUCAAAAUUUGAGUUGAAUUCAUUAAUAGCUAAUUGCCAAAAUUUUAUUCUAUUACCAUAAAUUAUAAUAAAUAUUAUUUAUCUAUUAUAAAAAAAUUUGCAACAUGAAAUCGCUCAGCUAAGAUGAGGGUAGAGUCAGGAUUUUUCCCGAAAUCGUUUGCUCUUUCUGGGGUAAAUUCCAAAAAAUUUUUUGACCACCGAGGGAAGCUUCGCCGAAUUUCUAAGCUUAAACUGUGGCCUCUUAAAGAUGUAUUAAUGGAAAAAUACCGUAUAAAAGAGCAUGAAGCAAGAAUGCUAUCUGAUUUUCUAUUACCCAUGCUAAACUAUGAGCCAGAUAAGCGCUGCACAGCUCAGCAAGCUUUAGAUCACCCUUGGCUAAAAAUGCCAUCAGAUUAUAACUAUAGAAUGACUGAAAAAGAGUACUGGGAAACCAGCCUAAUCCAAAAGCAAAAAGAAGUUGACAACAAUGAAAAACUAAAGAGAGGAGAAAGCCCAAACUUGGAAGGAAUUAGAAUGCCAAGCUCUGAAAGCAACACAGAUAUUGAAGACAAUGACGUAUGGAGUGAAGAAGAAGCUGAAAAAGAUACUGUAGAAAAUGAAAGAGAGUUCGCUGAAAACGUGGAGUAUCAUGAGCAUAUGCUAAGAAUCAAAGAAAGUCUGCUUGGAAAAAUGAAUUAA